Messenger RNA from Lachancea lanzarotensis, 798 nucleotides. It is a transcript of the gene RPN12, whose product is annotated as LALA0S06e08614g1_1. Lineage: Eukaryota; Fungi; Ascomycota; Saccharomycetes; Saccharomycetales; Saccharomycetaceae. Gene Ontology annotation, biological process: proteasome-mediated ubiquitin-dependent protein catabolic process. The coding region runs from base 1 to 798 and encodes 265 amino acids. The transcript has a single exon. The record is from RefSeq and is a predicted model, not a curated record. Gene Ontology annotation, cellular component: cytosol; proteasome regulatory particle, lid subcomplex; proteasome regulatory particle.
AUGAGUUCGCUUGUGGAUCUUGUAAAGGGCUUGAAUGCCGCGUUUGUUAGUGGCGACAACAGGAGUUGCCAAAAGCUUCUAACGCCCAUAAAGAUCGAGUUGAUCAAGACGAAUCUACUGGUACCAGAUUUGGGCAAGGCACGGAGCAAUGAUGGCUAUUUGAAUGAUUUAGAAAGUGCACGGAGAAUACUAGAGAUCGGGGCACUUUGUAGUUUGAGAAACAGAGACUUUGAGUCAUUCCAGAACUUUUUUUCACAGCUAAGGGUAUAUUAUUUCAGCAACAUUCCAAAACUGGAAGAUUCAGAAAACAAGUCGAAGCUGAUCAGUCUUUACUUGCUGAUUUUACUGUCGCAAGGCGAUGUGACCAAGUUCCACUCGGAGCUAGAGUUCUUGGGCAAAAGACUGGAAAAUGUUGAAGAAGAUGCAUUUUUGUCAUAUCCUAUAAAAGUGGAAAAAUGGUUGAUGGAAGGCGCCUAUCAGAGGGCUUGGGACCUUUUGAAAGGUGAGUCCAAGAUCGAUGAGUUCAAUAUCUUCACACAGACGCUCAUGGACGCCAUCAGAGAGGAAAUUGGACGCAACACAGAACUGGCGUACAAGAGGCUACCUCUUUUUAACAUCAAAGCGUUACUGUUUUUCAAUAGCGAAAAGGACACAGAACAGUUCGCGCUCAGUAGGGGCUGGAAGGUCGUAUCUGGAAAUGUUAUUUUCGAUGAGGAGGAAGCUUUAGAAAAAGAGCAGCAUAUCACAAUCGUUGAGAAGACUCUAGAUUACGCCAUUAAUUUAGAGAGCAUUGUAUAG